AAAAACACAGCAUAGGAAAAAUAAACUCAUAGUCGACAAGAUGAACAGAAAACACCAUAAAAUGUCUGCUCUCGGUAGCGCCAUGCACAAUCACAAGAUCGAACCCAAAAAGUACUCACCUCAGGAGUACAGGGAGAAGAUCCUUAGUCUGUUUCCGCUUCCGCCGAGACCGGCAAAUAUGUGCCACGAUGCGUUCGUGAAGAAACUUCUCGAGCCAUAUGUCCUAGAGACCAAACAGGUGGUUCGAGCCGUAACGGUAACCCGCUAUUCCGUCGAGGAAGAAUCUAGUGAGGAUCCGAACGAGGCGUUCCGAGCGAAGAUGUACAAAACGAACUACUCGGCACGGGCGUCGGUAUACAUGGCACGGGCCACCUUAAUGGGUACCAGGAUCAGUACCAAGUCGAUCCUUAGUCCCGCACAACGAGAUUCGGCAGCCCAGACGACCCAAAUGUUCAAGGUGCGCUUUGCCAACCUGAUAUCGGACUUCCGAAACGUGUGCAUAAUCUACCAGCUGCUGCAGCUGCAAGAAAUCCUCAACGUGAUGCGGGAGUAUCCGCCAGCUGGCACCAAUCCCAAUGACACCAUCUUCGGCUGGUCCUGCAAGGGGAACCUUAAGCGCUUUGAACAGCAACCGAGCACUGUGUAUGUGGACAUUCUGGAGAAGAACAAACCGGAAGCCACGCUUGACGAUCUCAAGUUUUAUGUGGAUUUGGGAGAGCUGAUCGGUCUGGUACAGGCCCUCCUAGACGAUGUCAUCCACGACAGGGAUCUCUGUGCGCCCAACGGCUUCAUGGAGCUUCUUAAGGACACCCAAGUGGAUAUCGACAAGCUUAUAGCUCUGCCCUACGAGACAAUAAUGGCCGAACACGAUUCCUUAGUUGAGGAGAAGGAAAAAAAGAAUCGAGUGGGAAAGUUCCACAAUCCUAAAUUAACGGCUAAGCAGCGCGUACUUAACAAGGAACGAUUCCAGAUCGACUUCAUGAACCCAAUCGAAACGCGCUAUAAAGUGAAUUGGACCCACGAUAUUGUGGAACAGGGGCAAUACAUUGAUUUCCUGCGCUGCAAGGUGCUUUCCGAUGAGCUGGAAAAGAUUGAAGAGCUGACGAGCAAGGACUUGAGUGUGUGGAGGAGCUGCCACUUGGAGUACGUCACACUGAUCGAACAGUACAAGAACCGCAUUAAUAGGGUUCAACAAGCCUACGACGACGACAUGGAAACGGCCGAGAAUAAGUUGCAGGCGACCUUGAACAGAGUGAGCAAAUGCAAAGAGGACCUGAGGUCCUACCAGGAAAAAGUUGAGGACUUCCAUCUGAAAAUAGAAGAGGUGCGCGACAAGAUUGCCAAGGAGGUGGAAAAGGAACGUGCCCGUUUGUCAGCUGCACGAGUUUCUAAACGAAUGUCCAGGAUAUUGGCACGGCAGAAGGAGGAGCAGAAAGCUGCCGCAAAGCAGGCAAAAUUGGAUAAAAAGCUGGCAAGAAAAAACAAAAAAGCUGAGGAAUAGUGCCAUUCUUGCCCGAAGUAUAAAUGAUUAAAUCCUUGUCCCCUUCUUGGUUUUAUAACUCUUCGCCUACAAUAAAAUUUAUUAAUUUCAGAAA
Messenger RNA from Drosophila yakuba, 1595 nucleotides. RefSeq names its product leucine-rich repeat and IQ domain-containing protein 1. The transcript is spliced from 5 exons. Lineage: Eukaryota; Metazoa; Arthropoda; Insecta; Diptera; Drosophilidae. The coding region runs from base 41 to 1501 and encodes 486 amino acids. The record is from RefSeq and is a predicted model, not a curated record.